AUGGGCGAGAACAAUAUCCCGUAUUAUAAAGAUUAUGAUGAGUAUGACAAUGGGGAAGUCGAAGACAAAAUAGUAUUUGACAGUGAAGUGAUGAGUCAGUAUUUAGGCAAAAAUCUCUCCAAAGGGUUUGGUGCCCACAAUCCUGCAGAUCUUCCUGCGAUGACGUUUUGUUACAUAUUGAAUCCCGAGAGUGAGGAUGUGAUAAAAGUGAAUGAGUUAGGUGUUUCGAAAUAUGGUGACCCUGGCUUUGAGUUUCAAGAGUUUGUGUUGAACCACAUAGAACCUUCUAAGACACUUGAAAUAGCUGUCUCGCAGUCUGUUGGUCGUCGUGCACAAAUGGAAGACACAGUAGUUGUUGAUUGUACAUCAGUCGAAGGCACCGAUGUGAUUGGAGUCUUUGAUGGACAUGGAGGGAAGGAAGCUGCUUAUUAUUGUAGUGAUCGCUUUGUUCCUGUCUAUCUAGAGAAGAAGGGGGACUUUGAAGACCGUGUCAAACAGACAACAGCGCAGCUCCACACGGAGACUGCAAAAGACUCAAACUCGGGGACAACAGCGACUGUUGUUUUUGUUGAUAAAGAGACCAUUCGUGUUGCUUUUGUUGGUGACUCUCCAGCCUUUGUAGUACGGAACAAUACACUUAAGAAGGUGACUAAAGAUCACAAAGCAACAAAUAGUGACGAAGCAAAACGCAUUCAAAAUAAUGGAGGAGUCAUUCUCUCAGUAUUAGGGACUAAACGGGUUAAUGGACAAAUCAUGAUCACACGAAGUAUCGGCGACAAGGAAUUGCACCCGCCACUUUCUACAGAGCCUGAAAUUGUUUCUUUAAAGAGAAGUGAAGUCGAUUGGUUGUUAGUGAUGAGUGAUGGGAUCACUGAUGUCGUUACUGAAAAAGAACUUGGCGAGAUGGUGAAGAAGAGUGGCGGGUUGUUUAACUUGUCCUUCGACACGUUAAAAAUGGCGUAUUUAAAUGACAGUAGUGACAACCUCACGCUGAUCGCAAUUAAAGUCCCCAAACAGCAGUUAUAA
Messenger RNA from Entamoeba invadens IP1, 1026 nucleotides. Its product is annotated as protein phosphatase 1K, putative. The record is from RefSeq and is a predicted model, not a curated record. Bases 1 to 1026 code for a protein of 341 amino acids. The transcript has a single exon. Gene Ontology annotation, biological process: protein dephosphorylation. Gene Ontology annotation, molecular function: protein serine/threonine phosphatase activity; cation binding. Lineage: Eukaryota; Evosea; Mastigamoebida; Endamoebidae.